Molecule: messenger RNA, 933 nt
Organism: Caenorhabditis bovis
Lineage: Eukaryota; Metazoa; Nematoda; Chromadorea; Rhabditida; Rhabditidae
Source: the annotation of a GenBank genome assembly
AUGACACAAACGCUGACGACGCGCAACUUGUUGGAAUCGCGAUUGCGAGCCGGCGGCCGCUCGCGGACCUCAUCGGCCGCCAAGGCGAAAUCGGCAAACUCGCUCAAGAAGGUGUCGAAAGGUGGUCGCAAGUCGAGUAAAUCGAGAUCUCGAAAACGAUCAAAGAAGCCGAAAAAUAAUGGAUUGUUCGCGUGUUGCGCGAAGAAGAAGAAGAAGGCGUCGAAACGCGGAAGGAAGGGUUCGAAGUCGCGCGGCAAGAAGUCGCAUAAAGGUGUCAAGUCGAAGAGUCGACGAGGAGGAUCGAAAAGUUCGACCAAAUCGACAAAGAGUUUAAGGAAUCAAGCAACGAAUUCCCAGCGCGCUCCGAGAUCGCAAAAGUCGAAGCGCGAAACUCAACAAUUACUUCCAAAAGUCACUCUUCCUUCAGAACCUCAGCCAACCGCAAAAAUCUCGCCGUCAGUUCCGCGAGCUCAAACUCCAAUUCGACCGAUUGCAGAAAAAAUUUCACCAAAGAAGGAAAAAUCGCUUAUCGCUCCUCAGCCGCCAAAAGAGCUCGACACUCACACACCGCCGCACGCGCAGAAACUUCAGAAAGACGACAAUAAUCCGCCAAGUGAUAAAUCUGAAACAAAAGUCGCUAAGAAGGAGAAGAAGCCAAAAGAUUUCGAUACUCACGGCUCCAUCGAGCUCGAUGAAAAGGAGAUUCAGUAUCCUGCUCAAAAGUUCACCAUCUCGCAAUAUGUCGAGAACAACACAAGAGUUCGCCGUUGGGUUUAUGAAGAUGUCACUCCUCUUACAAUGCAUUCCAAUAUGAAGCACAUGUUGGAGCUGGCCAAUUCAAAGAUUCUUGCAUGCCGAUCCGAGAAAGAGAAGCGCGAUGAUCUAAUGAGAGGACUUGAUCAGCUCAGCUCAAUCUGUGAGGAACGCUUUUAA